AUGCCCACAGUUGAUUUACAUCAAGGGGCAUCCAUGGUGUCAUCCGCAAUCAAUUUAAUGAAGACUAUUAUUGGUGCAGGCCUCCUUUCAAUGCCAUAUACCUAUUCUACAGAUGGUAGCAUUAUAGGUACAGUGAUUAUAUUACUAGCAGCUCUUACAUCAGGAUAUGGUCUUUUUCUUCAAGGAUAUGUUUCAAAAUAUGCUCCUUUGGGUCAUGCAACAUUCUUUAACAUUUGCUCUAUCACAUAUCCCUCCUUGUCCGUGGUAUUCGACAUUGCAAUCGCAGUCCAGUGCUUUGGAUGUGCCAUUUCAUAUUUGGUAUUAAUUGGGGAUUUGAUGCCUACGAUUAUUACCAGUAUUUCUUUUGUCUCGGAUGAGCAUUAUAGAACGUUUUGGAUUCUUGUUUCGACAGUUAUCUGUGUUCCAUUGUCAUUCAUGAAGAAUUUGUCAUCUCUCCAGUAUACAUCUAUAUUGGGGUUGGUAGCAAUUUUCUACAUGGCAUUGUUGGUAAUUACUCAUUUUCUUAUCGAUGAUAUCCCGGAUAGCUCCAAAGGUGAAAUUAAAUUGUUUCCCCCAAAUAUCUUAGGAAUGUUCAGUACCUUCUCGAUUGCUGUGUUUGCUUUCACUGGUCAUCAAAACAUGUUUUCAAUAAUUAAUGAAGCCAAGGAUAAGUCGUUGAAGAGCAUCACGGAGCUAAUUAAUAUAGCUAUAAUUGUAUCAUCUGUGUUGUUUAUUGUAGUUGGAUUAGCUGGAUAUUCUACUUUUGGAGAUAAAGUUAAUGGAAAUGUCAUCUUACUGUAUCCUAACUCGUGGACUACUACAUUAGGACGCCUCUGCAUAGUGUUCAUGGUUGUUUUUUCAUUCCCAUUAAUGCUUCAUCCAGCAAGAAUUUCAGUAAAUAAUAUCUAUCAUACGGUCUAUUCCAAAAUCAUGGAAAAGGAAGAUCAUGGAGACACAGACGACGAGACAACUGCCUUGCUAGAUGAUGCCUCGCAGGAAAUUCACGAGUCAGGUUCUGUACUGGAAGACUUGUCAAUGAAGACUACUAUUGUUCCUUUUUCACGCAAUGUAUUCUUAGCGAUAACUACAAUCUUGUUGAUUACAGGGUACACGUUUGCUAUCACUAUUAAAUCAUUUGCAUUUGUCUUAGCCAUUAUUGGAGCCACAGGCUCUACGGCUAUCUCAUUCAUAUUACCGGGCUUAUUUGGUUAUAAAUUAAUUGGUUCUGAAGUCGAUUAUCCAUCAAAGACUGACCUUUUAUUAAAGUCAUGUUCACUUGCGUUAGUGAUUUGGGGAUUUGGGGUUAUGUUUUUAUGUUUAUACACAACUUUAUUCAUGGAUAGUUAUUAA
Molecule: messenger RNA, 1350 nt
Organism: Debaryomyces hansenii CBS767
Lineage: Eukaryota; Fungi; Ascomycota; Pichiomycetes; Serinales; Debaryomycetaceae
Gene: AVT7
Product: Avt7p
Exons: 1
Coding region: 1-1350 (449 amino acids)
Biological process (GO): amino acid transmembrane transport
Cellular component (GO): fungal-type vacuole membrane
Molecular function (GO): L-serine transmembrane transporter activity; L-glutamate transmembrane transporter activity; L-histidine transmembrane transporter activity
Source: RefSeq, a predicted model, not a curated record